Molecule: messenger RNA, 1773 nt
Organism: Papaver somniferum (opium poppy)
Lineage: Eukaryota; Viridiplantae; Streptophyta; Magnoliopsida; Ranunculales; Papaveraceae
Product: mitogen-activated protein kinase kinase 5-like
Exons: 1
Coding region: 212-1429 (405 amino acids)
Biological process (GO): protein phosphorylation
Cellular component (GO): cytoplasm
Molecular function (GO): protein serine/threonine kinase activity; ATP binding
Source: RefSeq, a predicted model, not a curated record
AAAAUCUCUAAUGUUCCUCUCUGCAUUAUUUCUUUCCUCCUUUUUCGCAGAACCUUCUCUCCUCUAAAACCAGAGAAACCCAUUUAUUGUUCCAUGGAAACUUUAGAAGAAAGAAGAUUAUUUAGGUAAAGACAUGAACCCAAACCUCAAAAUCGAAAGAUCUCCAAGAAAACCCAUCUCUUCAGGAUCAAAAUAAACCCAAAACUGAGUCAUGAGACCGAUUCAACCCCCACCACCAUUACAAUCAGCAUCCUCAUCACCAUUACCAUGCGGUACCAACAGAACCGAUUCAAAUCGAAAUCGUCGUCGUCCUGGUUUAACAAUCCCUUUACCGAAACGUGAUACGUCUAGUGCUCUUCCUUUACCUCUCCCCCUCCCUCUACCUCUCCCUCCUUCAACAUCAACAUCAACAUCCUCAUCAACAACAACAACCGUUUCACCACAACCAACUCAGUUAACUCAACUGAGUUUCUCGGAACUUGAUAAAGAAAGAAGAAUCGGUAGUGGAAGCGGUGGUACAGUUUAUAAAGUAAAACAUAAACCGACAGGGAAAUUCUUUGCUUUGAAAGUGAUCUAUGGUAAUCAUGAAGAAGCAGUAAGAAAACAGAUCUGUAGAGAAAUCGAAAUCUUAAGACAAGUUAAUAACCCUAGCGUUGUUAAUUGUCAUGGUAUGUUUGAUAACAAUGGUGAAAUUCAAGUCUUAUUAGAAUACAUGGAUGGUGGUUCUUUAGAAGGUAUUCAUAUCUCUAAUGAAAGGAAUUUAGCUCAUUUAUCGCAUCAGAUUCUAUUGGGUUUAUCAUAUUUACAUCGUCAUAAAAUUGUUCACCGCGAUAUUAAGCCUUCCAAUCUGUUGAUUAACGCCCGAAAGGAAGUGAAAAUUGCUGAUUUUGGUGUUAGUAGAAUCUUAGCACAAACAAUGGAUCCAUGUAAUUCAGCUGUAGGUACUAUUGCUUAUAUGAGUCCUGAAAGAAUCAAUACAGAUCUAAAUGAAGGUGUUUAUGAUGGAUAUGCUGGUGAUAUAUGGAGUUUGGGGGUUUCUAUAUUGGAAUUUUAUCUGGGUAAGUUUCCCUUUAAUGUUAGUAGACAAGGUGACUGGGCUAGUUUGAUGUGUGCUAUUUGUAUAGCACCACCACCUGAAGCACCACCAACUGCAUCUGGAGAAUUUAGAUCGUUUUUAUCAGCUUGUUUGCAAAGAGAACCAUCUAAAAGAUGGACUGCUGAGAAAUUACUACUUCAUCCAUUUAUAACCCAGAAUAGGGUGAUCAACAUCUCAAAUCAGAAGUCCCCAAAUCAUGAUCAUCAAGUCCAUCUACUUCAACAGCAAUUACAACACCAUCAGUUACUUCAACAACAACAACAUCCACAUCCACAACAGCAAAACCCACAACAGCAGCAGCAAUUUCUUCCUCCUCCUCAACAUUUGGGUUGAUUUUAAUCUGAGACUUUGUUAUGGAGAUGAUUUAAGAAAAUGGGUAUGUAUCAAAUCAAAUCUCUUUUCAAUAUCUCUGAUUAUUAUUAUUAUGGUGGUUCUAGUAAUGAGAUUAGAUGUUUUUUUUUUUUUUUUUUAACUUCUUUAUUUUAAUUGUCAUGUACUUUUUAUUUGUUGGUGUUGUUGUUAGAGUGGCUAGAAUUAAAAAUGAAGCUACUUUAUGUACCCCCGGAUUAAGCUUUUGUAAUCUUUGUAUUACAACAAAAAAUUUCAUAUGAUCAAUGUUGAUGAUGAAAAAUGAAGUAUCAAUAGAAAUGGAAAAUUGCAACUUUUUUUAUGUUUCA